UUAUAAAGAGCGCCACGAGUCGGCAUUGUCAGGCGGCGGCACCGCGCGGGCCCGAGCGAGCUGUGCUGAUCGGUGAUCUCCUUGCGGCGCGGCGGAGGAGGGGGACGCGAGGUCGCGGCAGCUCCGUCGGCGGACGGAGGCGAGGCCCGGCAGCGCGGGCGUGAGCGCGGCCGAGCCCGCGGCGCCUUCCCUGCGGGUGGGGACGAGCGGGCCCCGCGGCGUCAUCGGCGCGAGGAGCCGCCGCGCCCCGGCCUAGCAUGUCGGAAGCGGGUGAGGAGCAGCCCAUGGAGACCACGGGCGCCACCGAGAACGGACACGAGGCCGCCCCCGAAGGCGAGUCGCCGGCGGGGGCGGGCACCGGGGCCGCGGCGGGCGCCGGAGGCGGGAGCGCGGCGCCCCCGGCCGGCAACCAGAACGGCGCCGAGGGCGACCAGAUCAACGCCAGCAAGAACGAGGAGGACGCGGGAAAAAUGUUCGUUGGUGGCCUGAGCUGGGAUACCAGCAAAAAGGACCUAAAGGAUUAUUUUACCAAAUUUGGAGAGGUCGUUGACUGUACAAUAAAAAUGGACCCAAACACUGGCCGGUCAAGAGGGUUUGGGUUUAUUCUCUUCAAAGAUGCAGCCAGUGUGGAGAAGGUCCUAGACCAGAAGGAACACAGACUGGAUGGCCGUGUCAUUGACCCCAAAAAGGCAAUGGCCAUGAAGAAGGACCCGGUAAAGAAAAUUUUUGUGGGGGGUCUGAAUCCUGAAGCCACUGAGGAGAAGAUCAGAGAAUACUUUGGCGAGUUUGGGGAGAUUGAGGCCAUUGAGCUUCCAAUGGAUCCAAAAACGAACAAAAGACGAGGCUUUGUUUUCAUCACCUUCAAAGAAGAGGAACCUGUGAAGAAGGUUCUGGAGAAAAAGUUCCACACCAUCAGUGGAAGUAAGUGUGAAAUCAAGGUGGCCCAGCCCAAAGAGGUGUAUCAGCAGCAGCAGUAUGGCUCUGGGGGCCGCGGGAACCGCAACCGAGGGAACCGAGGCAGUGGCGGUGGUGGCGGAAGCGGAGGUCAGAGUCAGAGUUGGAAUCAGGGCUACGGCAACUACUGGAACCAGGGCUACGGCUACCAGCAGGGCUACGGGCCCGGCUAUGGCGGCUACGACUACUCGCCCUAUGGCUAUUACGGCUACGGCCCCGGCUACGACUACAGUCAGGGUAGUACAAAUUACGGGAAGAGCCAGCGACGCGGUGGCCAUCAGAAUAACUACAAGCCGUACUGAGGCUUCGGCAGGAUGCCCGACCGAUCGCACACGCUUUGUUUGGAUAUUGAGUGAACACAAUUAUGUACCAAAUUUAACUUGGCAUACUUUC
Panthera uncia (snow leopard) is the source of this 1347-nucleotide messenger RNA. It is a transcript of the gene HNRNPAB, whose product is annotated as heterogeneous nuclear ribonucleoprotein A/B. Bases 258 to 1256 code for a protein of 332 amino acids. Gene Ontology annotation, molecular function: RNA binding. Gene Ontology annotation, biological process: regulation of gene expression. Gene Ontology annotation, cellular component: nucleoplasm. The transcript has 8 exons. The record is from RefSeq and is a predicted model, not a curated record. Lineage: Eukaryota; Metazoa; Chordata; Mammalia; Carnivora; Felidae.